Amphimedon queenslandica is the source of this 1025-nucleotide messenger RNA. RefSeq names its product neurotrypsin-like. Gene Ontology annotation, cellular component: membrane. The annotation marks the transcript as partial. The transcript has 4 exons. NCBI's taxonomy places the organism in Eukaryota, Metazoa, Porifera, Demospongiae, Haplosclerida, Niphatidae. The record is from RefSeq and is a predicted model, not a curated record. Gene Ontology annotation, molecular function: metalloendopeptidase activity. Gene Ontology annotation, biological process: proteolysis.
ACUGUUACUACCAUAGGAAACGGAUAUGCAUCAAAUUUUCGCAUACAAACUACUUCUGACAGCCAAUCUCUACCAUAUGAUUACCUUUCAUUGAUGCACUAUGGUAGAACUGCUUUCAGUAGAAAUGGUCAACCUACAAUUGUACCAAGACCUAGUUCAUUCAUCACUAUUGGCCAGAGAAACAGAUUGUCAAUGUACGAUGUGCAACACAUUAAUAUUCGAUACUGCCCAGAAAGAGCACUUCGACUAGUUGGAGGAAGAGGGUCAUAUGAAGGAAGAGUUGAAGUGUUCUGGAAUGGACAGUGGGGAACUGUCUGUGAUGAUUUAUUUGGUACAAAUGAUGGUCGUGUUAUUUGCAAGUAUAUGGGUUUCCCUGAUGUUGCUGCAACAUACUACAGAGCUCGAUUUGGGCGAGGAACUGGUCCGAUAGUAAUGGAUGACCUACGUUGUACUGGUAAUGAGUACAGUCCUUUUGCAUGUCCCAUGAGGACUAUUGGUACUCAUAACUGUGGUCAUUAUGAAGAUGCUGGUGUAACGUGCCGGAAAAAUGCUCGUCUUGUUGGUGGUAGAGUUACCAGUAGUGUUGCCUAUGGUCGCUUGGAAGUGUUUGCUGAAGGUGAUUGGGGAACCGUCUGUGAUGAUUAUUUUGACAUAAAAGCUGCAAAUGUUACCUGCCAUCAAUUGGGAUACAGGAGAGCUAGUAGGGUCUAUCCUCGUGCUCGCUAUGGGCAAGGUACUCUUCCAAUAUUGAUGGAUGAUGUAAGGUGUACUGGUGGAGAAGCACAGAUUACUCAUUGUCUCAGUACCCCUAUUGGUGAACACAACUGUCAACACAGUGAAGAUGUUAGUGUUCGCUGCGUUAAUUGAAUUGGACACUGAUAAUGGACAGCAAGUGGUUUUAUUAUCAAGAACAAAAACUAAUUAGAUUUCGUAGUUGUUGAACUGUUCUAGCUAGUAAUAGACUUUAGUUCAGUAUGUAGUUGAUUUUGAUAUUUUAGUGAUCAGUUAUUAUCUCAUGCAGUAAA